GUUUGUUUUUACAUUAAGCCGUGGUUCGAAAUAAGCAGCUUUAAUGUAAUAAUAUAUGAAGAAAGCGCAUAUUUUAAAGUCAUUAUGAUCAUACUUAUAUUAUGAACAAUAUACACGAUAUUUACAUUUUUGUUUGAUUUUACAACUUCAGAUGAUGCUGAAACGUCGACGUAGACCUUCGCCUAACAUCCAUCACAUUUUGAAGUCACUAUAGACAUUCAAUAUUAUGAUUUAAAUUUACAGAAAAUGCGAAUCUCAUAUUUAAAAAAAUAAACUUUAAAUUUUACGACUUAAAUUCUAAGAAAGAUGUCAAUCGUUGAUGAAAAUUAGUUGGUUAAAACGCGCUUAAUACAACAAAUAUACCGUUCAUAUAGGUAAUACAAAAUAACAAUCAUGGGGAAUUAUUUGAGAAAGACAAGACGAAAAACUGAUCAUAGGACGCAUCGAGCAGAAAUAUGUGAUAAUGUGCGGUCGCAUCAGAUGGAUAGACCAAUAGAAAAUAUACAAGGACCUAUUAGAACACAAGAAUCAAGUGAAUUAGUCAUUGACAUAGAGAGACACAUCGAAGAGACCACGAAACUUCACCAAGUGUUGGAGAACAAAACACAUGUGGUGGCUACAUACAUGGAAGAACUUGUUGAUCGCAUUGGUGAGGACGUAGAAGCCCACAAGCGAGACUAUGACGCCCAGAAGGCCGAGAUUUUACAGCAGCAGCAGCAGGUGGAUGAAGCCUUCAAAACGGACCUCAAAACAACUCUACUUCAACACCAUUUAACAACCAAUUCUACCCUUUCGCUGGGGCCGUUCUUUCGUCAUGGUGACUCCCGCCUGGAGGAUUUUUACAUGCCUCCAAGGCUUUUUGAAGUAUUGCAAAAAAUAAAGAUUGAUACCGAGAACCGGGCAACAGAAAACCAGAAAUCUCGUAUUACAUCACUUGAACAGCUUCUGACACCUAAUGAUAAAACGAACAAAAUCACAAUCAUAACCGCGAAUGCUGGUGUUGGUAAAACCUCAUUUUGUAAGUUUGUAGCUGUUUUGUGGUGCGCAUUGCAUGACGACCAAACGGAUACAAUCAGCAAAUUUAAAGUGAGGUUUGACAUUCCCUUUGAUUCUUUAGAAGACAUACCCUAUCUCCUCUACAUUCCCAUGAGGGAUAUUCCACCAAACCGCACCCAUUCCAUUGAAGACAUCAUCUUUGCUCACUUGGAAAAUGAGAUUGGAUACCAGAAGCAAAACCGAGAAAAACUGGAAAGGGUAUUCAUAGACGAACGUUGUUUAGUCAUCUUAGAUGGAAUGGACGAGACUUCUUUGUCAACGUUGAACUCACCAAUGGCAAACCGGAAGUACAGCAUAAUUAUAACAUGCCGCCCAUGGAAACUCGCAGAUAUGGCAUUGCCGAAGUACAUGCAUGUUAGUAUUGACGAUCUUAGCCAAAAUUCCCCAAAACAGCUGUUUGAACACGUGAAUCAAAUCUUAAACAUUUUUUACGGGACAACUUUUGAAGUUGAAGACUUCUUUGCCACUUUAAAAACACUGAAACUGCAGUCACUUUCCUCCAACACGCUCGUUGGACUCCAACUUUACUGCGUCUGGCAAGAUCGAAGUAUGGACGACGAAACACCAGAAAAUAACAAAACUAGUGUAAUGUUUGGGCCAACAAGAUCACACAUCUAUGCAGAUAUAUUGGAAAUGAUGUUCAGCUUAGUAAACAACAAAAGCAAAGAUAGCUCAGAACGUCCACAUACACCAUCUCCCGCACAAAGGACUCUUCCUAAAUGUUUUGAAGGACGGAAGCUGUGUAAAGCAAAAUCUUCUUUAAUUUAUGGAACAGGAAAAGUUGCUUUUGAGAUGUUAAUUAACUCGAAGAACAAUUUUAACGAGGCAACCAUGAAUUCGUUACAAGAUAAGCAAUUUCUUUUACAUUCAGGACUGAUCUCAGCCGAUAGGUCACACAAGUGCAGUAUUGAAAGCAAAGUGUACCGAUUUCUACACAAAACCUACCUGGAAAUGUUAGCAGCAUUAUAUAUUUCGUCACUGGAUUUCAAGAGUGACGACUGGCUUGCGUUUGAGAACAACUUUAAUACUGCGUUUUCACCGGACUUAAUGUCCUUCCUGUGCGUGAUGAAUUACGAGCAUGGCCGGCGAUGUUCGGAAAUGUUCGGGGAUACGAAGCGGGAGUUUUACAGAGGACAUACAUUUUAUAGAAAUGAGAUAAUCGAGUACCAAGACGCCGUGCUACUUUCGUACAACGAAUGUGUAAAUAAUGCCCCGGCCCAGGUGGAGGUGUUCUGGGUCUACAUCAAGGAUGACAUGGUAGAGAAGACACCCCCAAUGGAGGUGACAUUCGCACAAGGGGAACAGUUUACAGAGAAAUUACGAAAGCUCAGUCUGUACAACGUUACUUUUAAUGAAACCCUUAAUAUACGGGAGUGUGAUAAACUACAAAAACUGCAGCUGGGCACAUUAACAUUUUCUGACGACUUCCACCUGGACCUGUCCUCCUGCACGGACCUGACUGGAGUAACACUACAGAAUCACCGUCUCCACCAUGUGACCAUCGCCCCGGCCCAGGUGGAGGAGUUCUGGGUCUACAUUAAGGAUGACAUGGUAGAGAAGACACCCCCAAUGGAGGUGACAUUCGCACAAGGGGAACAGUUUACAGAGAAAUUACGAGAGCUCAUUCUGUACAACGUUACUUUUAAUGAAACCCUUAAUAUACGGCAGUGUGAUAAACUACAAAAACUGCAGCUGGGCACAUUAACAUUUCCUGACGACUUUCACCUGGACCUUUCCUCAUUCACGGACCUGACUGAAGUAACACUAUGGAAUCUCCGUCUCCACCAUGUGACCAUCGCCCCGGCCCAGCUGGAGGAGUUCUGGGUCUACAUCAAGGAUGACAUGCGGGAGAAGACACUCCCAAUGGAGGUGACAUUCGCACAAGGGGAACAGUUUACAGAGAAAUUACGAAAGCUCAGUCUGAUAAACGUUACUUUUAAUGAAACCCUUAUUAUACGGCAGUGUGAUAAACUACAAAAACUGCAGCUGGACACAUUAACAUUUCCUGACGACUUCCACCUGGACCUGUCCUCCUGCACGGACCUGACUGAAGUAACACUACAGAAUCUCCGUCUCCACCAUGUGACCAUAGCCCCGGCCCAGGUGGAGAAGUUCUGGGUCUACAUCAAUGAUGACAUGCUGGAGAAGACACUCCCAAUGGAGGUAACAUUCGCACAAGGAGAACAGUUUACAGAGAAAUUACGACAGCUCAGUCUGAUAAACGUUACUUUUAAUGAAACCCUUAUUAUACGGCAGUGUGAUAAACUACAAAAACUGCAGCUGGGCACAUUAACAUUUCCUGACGACUUUCACCUGGACCUUUCCUCAUUCACGGACCUGACUGAAUAUAACACUACGGAAUCUCCGUCUCCACCAUGUGACCAUCGCCCCGGCCCAGCUGGAGGAGUUCUGGGUCUACAUCAAGGAUGA
This is a messenger RNA of Mya arenaria, 3486 nucleotides long. RefSeq lists its product as uncharacterized. The transcript has 3 exons. Lineage: Eukaryota; Metazoa; Mollusca; Bivalvia; Myida; Myidae. Bases 394 to 3486 code for a protein of 1030 amino acids. The record is from RefSeq and is a predicted model, not a curated record.